Messenger RNA from Portunus trituberculatus (swimming crab), 1977 nucleotides. Its product is annotated as cGMP-dependent protein kinase, isozyme 2 forms cD4/T1/T3A/T3B-like. NCBI's taxonomy places the organism in Eukaryota, Metazoa, Arthropoda, Malacostraca, Decapoda, Portunidae. The record is from RefSeq and is a predicted model, not a curated record. Bases 493 to 1962 code for a protein of 489 amino acids. Gene Ontology annotation, biological process: protein phosphorylation. The transcript has 11 exons. Gene Ontology annotation, molecular function: cGMP-dependent protein kinase activity; ATP binding.
GCCGAGCCUUGCCUCCCUCCCAGCCGCUCUUGCUUCAUCGCUCCAGUUGCCCGGUGCCGGUCUGCGUGUCUCAGCCCUUCUCCACCCGCGUCACCAGUCCAACGCGCACACUGAAACAGAACUCUGAAAAUUGUUGUGUAUGCGAGACCAAGUUGUCUGCUUCAAAUUUGCGCCAUAGUGUGUGGCAGCCUCGUGCCGCGAGUGUUGGGCCACUGGUGGAAAGGAAUUUUGAUCUGUGCCCUCGACUGAAAGAAGAGAGAGAGAGAGAGAGAGAGAGAGAGAGAGAGAGAGAGAGAGAGAGAGAGAGAAUCAUAAAAGUUACGUUUGGGCGAUUCAGCAACAGUAACGACAACAGCGUACAAAGCAAGAGCAACAGGUCUGAUCCGACACGCCGCCAUCAACACCGCCAGCUCGCGUGCGGUCGGGCGGUCCGUCUAUCGGUCGGUCGGUCAGUCGGCGUCUGGCUUCUGUGCUGGUGAUGCGCGUCGGGCCAUGCCGCUGCCGCUGAACGGUGUCGAGCAGAGAGCCGCCAAUCCCCGCGCCAACAUGGGUUCUUUGGAGAUGCUGGAGAUUCUCGCCAAGAAGGACGACCUUAUCAAAGACCUCGAGAAGAAGCUCAAGGUGAAAGAUGACGAGAUAACGGAGCUUCGUUCGCAGCUCGACAAGUUUCAGAGCGUCAUCCCCUACUCGGCUGGGUCUUCCUCCAAGGACCAGCCUCGCAAGACCCGAGCCCAGGGCAUCUCCGCUGAGCCCCAGGCCCUCAGGACCAUUCAAGAGCUGUCGGAAUUGAGCCAAACCACCUUCCCGGAGGUGGCCAAAUCGCAAAGAUCGAAGGACCUCCUGCGUCAGGCGAUCCUGGAGAAUGACUUCCUCAAGAACCUGGAGAUCGGGCAGGUGAAGGAGAUCGUGGAGUCCAUGUACAGCGUCACCUACGAGGAGGGCUCUCUCAUCAUCAAGGAGGGCGACAUCGGCUCCAUGCUCUACAUUAUGGAAGAGGGCCGCGUGGAGGUCAGCAAGGAAGGAAAGGUGCUUUGCUACAUGUCCCCCGGCAAGGUCUUCGGAGAGCUGGCCAUCCUCUACAACUGCAAGCGAACAGCCACCAUCAAAGCCGCCACAUCAUGCAAACUCUACGCCAUCGACCGCAAGUGCUUCCAGACCAUCAUGAUGCGAACCUGUCUCAUACGGCAAGCAGAGUACACCAACUUCCUAAAGAGCGUGCCCACCUUCCAGUCGCUACAAGAGGAAACGCUCAUCAAGAUCGCCGAUGUCUUGGAAGAGACUUACUACACCCAGGGUGACUACAUCAUCCGGCAGGGUGCAAGGGGUGACACAUUCUUCAUUAUCAGCAAAGGCAGGGUGAGGGUGACCAUGAAGAGUCCUGGCACACUCGAGGAGAAGUACAUCAGAAAUCUUGAGAAGGGAGAGUUCUUUGGGGAGAAGGCACUCCAGGGAGAGGACAUCCGCACAGCCAACAUUAUUGCCGAUGAUCCAGAUGGUGUGACAUGUCUGGUGAUCGACCGAGACUCCUUCAAGCAACUAAUAGGCAACCUGGAGGAGAUCAAGCAGUACUAUGGACCUGACAUAUCAAGGAGAAAGAUGAAUGAGGAAUUUUCCUCUGUUGAGCUCGCAGAUCUACGUAAAAUUGCCACGCUGGGUGUUGGAGGCUUUGGUCGAGUGGAACUUGUACAAAUUGCAGGAGACUCAAGUAGAUCAUUUGCCCUCAAGCAGAUGAAGAAGAGCCAGAUUGUUGAGACUCGCCAGCAGCAGCAUAUAAUGUCUGAAAAGGACAUAAUGUUGGAAGCAAAUUGUGACUUCAUUGUGAAGCUUUUUAAGACCUUUAAGGACCGUAAAUACCUCUACAUGCUGAUGGAGUCCUGCCUAGGAGGAGAACUUUGGACGAUUCUCAGGCGACAGGAGCGUCACCAGCGACGUGGACUCGGCUUUGGUUGCUUGUUGAGGUAAAAUAAGGUUGAAGUU